AUGGAAGGGAGACAAGAGGAGAGAUGAGUCCAAAAGCGGCCCAACCCUGAACCAAAACCACCAAAGUUAUCAAGUCCCAAAAGCCAGACAGACACUGCUGUUUCUCUACCCCACAGUCGCACACCCGGACCGUGCACUACAACCUAUCCAACCUAUCGUGAUCGCUGCCAUUUGAUUUUCUACCACUUAAGGUCCCCACCCUUCUGUGAUUCUGGGCCUUAAACCCCCAGCUUCCACGACUCAAUCUCUUCCACCCAAAGACCAAGGACCCGGUUAACUUGCCUCCGAUCCUCGUUCUUGCACCUCUCUCAAACACCAUCGAGAGCUCAGUUCGCAGCUUUCCGAAGAGACGGAUUUUCUUCCUCACGGAACGUCGACUCGCGCGGCCUGAUCCGAUAUCCAUUGCAUCACUGUUGAAUCAACCUUCGUAACGUUUCUAAAUUCACUUCCGCCAGUUCCUUCGCCCCAGCCGGGGCGCAGACCAGUCCCCAGCUUCCAGUGCGGGGAGCCACUGACUACAUACGUACCCGUUGGUUCUCCAUAAACUCCCCGGACGACUUCGGGUUACCUCAAAUCUCAACGCUCUUGCGCUGCAGCGUUUUAACCUGCACAACAGCUGCUCCCGCCAACCGUUAUAAAGAUUUCGUUUCGCACAGCCGGGCUGCACUCGCAAUCUUGAACCCCCUGCCCAAUUCUGUCGUUUCGCUUCAUCAUCGCAACCACACCGGUCCGGUAGAUUUUGUUUUCCAGCACCGGAUUCUUGGCCUCGGAAGGCCCGCGUCGCAACUCUGUCUCUGGCAGAGCCAUGUCCGGUCGUGCCGUUUCGAAUUCUCAACAUGCCCAGCAGUCCUUCGGUUCCGGUCCUCAACUCUAUCGCGACGUCGCUGAAUUGCACGCUGUGCCAUCUCCCUCUCACGGCGCCUUAAUGGAUCCCUCACAUUUUGACGAUUUCGCGUUUGCUUACCAAGGUCUUCCUGACCAACCUUCUCUCGUUUCUCUGGCCGAUCACGCCCACGCCCACGCCUCACAAUCACCAACUGCAUUUCCUCAGCACCAGGCGAUGUCUGGCCUUGCACACAACGGUUUGCCAUUUGGCACCCUCCCUGCAGGCAACCGAAGCCAGAGCAUGGAUGGCUCCGAUACUCCUCCAGAUAGGACAUCUCCCGCAUCCAACGCCCUCGAAGACUCGACUACAGACGAGUUUGGAUUGGCUUCCCGUAGUCGUGCAGAUGCCACGGAUCUGGGCGGUAAACCUAAGGAGGAUAAAGCCGAUGCCACACCGGCGUGGAGUGAGCUGAAGACAAAAGCUGGCAAAGAAAGAAAACGCCUCCCGCUCGCGUGCAUUGCAUGCCGCCGAAAGAAGAUCCGCUGCUCAGGCGAGAAGCCCGCCUGCAAGCACUGUUUACGCUCUCGUAUACCAUGUGUGUAUAAGGUCACCACUCGGAAGGCGGCGCCACGGACAGACUACAUGGCCAUGCUCGAUAAGCGAUUGAAGCGUAUGGAAGAACGCAUUAUCAAGGUCAUUCCCAAGUCCGAUCAGGAAGUAGCUUCGUCCGUGACUCGGGCCGUUGUUAAACCAGCGAUACCAGGAACCGUACCUUCAAAUAAGCCAACCAAAAAGCGCGGCGCCGAGGAAGCCUUUGGACCUGAUCUAGAAGCGUGGGCCAAGGCGCCCUCGAAGCCCAAGAUCGAUGGUGAUGAUAGGCCCAGUAGCCUGCAAGUACAGGAAGCCGAGGAGAAUAAGCUUCAGCAUGAAGGCACUGAGGCACUGCCCUCCAAAGAAAUUCAGGAGCAUCUGGCAGAGGUGUUUUUCGACAACAUCUAUGGUCAAUCUUACCAUCUUCUCCACAAACCCAGCUACAUGCGAAAGCUGAAAAAUGGGACGCUACCCCCAGUGCUUGUCCUCACAGUGUGCGCUGUAGCUGCUCGUUUCACUUCGAGCCCUUUAGUGAAUUCUUCGGGACCCGAGUUCCUACGCGGCGAAGAAUGGGCGUCACACGCUCGAGAUAUCUGUACCAGGCGAUACGAAUGGCCAAAUCUCACAAUUUUGACCUGUCUCCUCAUUUUGGGCCUUCACGAAUUUGGAACAUGCCAGGGUGGCCGUAGCUGGGCCUUGGGCGGUCAAGCAAUUCGCAUGGCCUUCGCCCUUCAGCUGCAUAAAGACCUCGAGUAUGACCCCUCCGGUCGUACUGGUCCUAAAAAACAGCUUAGCUUCAUCGACCGAGAGAUUCGACGACGUAUAAUGUGGGCGUGCUUUCUCAUGGACCGUUUCAACUCUUCGGGGACAGAUCGGCCCAUGUUCAUCAGAGAGGAUACGAUCCAGAUUCCCCUGCCGGUGAAGGAGAAGUACUUCCAGUUCGAUAUGCCUGCUCCAACCGAGAUGCUCGAUGGUCAAGUUCCUCACCCAGCAUCACCCAAUGAUGGGCAACUUGCUGAUGCACGAGAGAACAUGGGAGUUGCAGCAUUUCUGAUCCGAGCCAUCGCCCUUUGGGGACGGAUCAUUACCUACCUUAGCCAAGGGGGAAAGGAUCUGGACCCAAACCCCAUGUGGGAGGACGAAUCCCAAUAUGUGAAGCAUCUCAACGAUGUCGUGAAUCUUGAAGCCAGUUUACCUUCGUCACUCAAGUACUCUGCUGAGAACCUCGACGUCCACAAGACAGAGAACACGGCAAGUCAAUUUCUUUUCAUGCAUAUCUGCCUGCAGCAUAACAUCCUUUUUGUGAGUCGAGCAGCGAUGUCAGCGCGAAAGCAGCAAGGUGUUCAUGAUGACUUUUUCUCUGAAGCGAGUAAGAGGACUUUCAGCGCUGCGAAUCAGAUAUCUGAGCUCCUUCGUGAAGCCGAACAAUCGCGAUGCUUUGUUUCGGCACCCUUUGCUGGAUACUGCGCCUUUUCCUCGACAACAGUCCACAUCUUGGGCGUCAUAUCUGGAAAUCCCAACAUGAAGCCAACAGCGGAAGCCAAUUUGACCACCAACGUCAAGUAUCUUCACAAGAUGAAGAAGUACUGGGGCAUGUUUCACUGGAUGGUGGAGAAUGUGCGCACACAGUAUCGAAACGCCCUGGACGCCAUGAGAGCCGGUGCAAAUCUGCAAGACCGUGCUGCACAAUCGUCUUUCCUCCAAUACGGAGACUGGUUCAACCGGUACCCGCAUGGUCUCUCUGAUGCCGAAUUCAUGGACCCUGCCACCCAUAAACGGAAGGAUUCGGGAGCAGAUGGCGUUCUCGAAGCGAAGCCCGAGCUACAAUCGGUGGAAGAAUACUUCUCCACGCUUCCAACACCCCAGAGUGUCGAACAUAAGGAUACCAUUCGCGCUGUGGGACCUAAGAGGAAGCAGAGCGCCAAGAAACAAGCUGGUUUGCCGACACAGUCCGGCCAGCAUCUCGAGUCUAUGCAAGGGACAGACGCAGACUCGGUCUCUGGGGCUCAGGAACGUAGGUUUUCGGGUGGGCUGGGGCUGCCAUCCAACAGUUACAACCCUCUCGCAGUAUCAAACGCGCAGAAUCCAGCUUUCAGCACAGCUAUGUCACCUAUGAGUCCGGCCAACAUGACGGCGUUCUCCCAUCAUGCUCACACCCCCACAUUCUUCCCUCCUGAGUUGCUAGCCAUGAACUUCGGACAGGGCGCCAAUGGAAAUAUUGACCCGCUUGAUCGUCAGCUUGUCUUUGGGGGAUAUUCUUUGGACGCCAGCACGGGGUUGGGUGGUGGUCAGGAUAUAAUGAGUGGCCUUGACUGGGACGCUGUUGCUUCAGGAGCCCAUCCAGAUGGAGGCUUACAAGGCCGGCGGUCUACUGCUAAGGCGGGCAUGAAUGGGCAAGCAGCCGGUAUGGCUGAUGGAGCAGGACUUAGCGGACCGGAAGCAUCGUCCGCAUGGUUCAUGCCAUUCAACAUGGAGCCUCCAGAGAUGGGCCAAGAUCCCGGCUUCAACAUGGGUGGAAUUGACCCAUUCACGGGAGUGUUUGGAGGAGGGGGUAGUGGUUUGGCAACGCCGAAUGCAUUGGGUGGGCUACAGCAACAGGGUCCUUAGGAGGGACUGUGGGAGUGGUUAGCCUGGGUAACACCAUAUUCCCGGAGGUCUUCGCGGCCACACAAGUUCACUGGGCCCCGAUAUUGACGUUGGCAGUGUGGCCAAAAGACAUUGUCAGCCAGGACUUGAACCUGAUGUAGGCCACGAGCCUUGGGUGAUGUCUUAUAUUCUUUUUUUGUUCUUUAUACUUUCCACAUGGGAAUCUGUACCAGAGAUAAGGCUGGGUUUGGUUGGGUAUUGGCGAAGAGGCAUAUUGAAGUUUGUAUGGCGAACACUGUCGGGCGUGUCAUCUAACCGUGGGGGAAGGAAAAUUGUGUUUUAAGUACUUGAGAUACCAUCAUACCCGUCAUGCUCAUUUAGAGAUGAGUUGACAUUCGUUUGCCAAGAGAUGAGAUAGUUCGUUAAGAAAUCAAAGUUUCUAAAACUGUUGUUGAAAUGAAUGCACCUUGCUUUUGUGAUGGGAUGGGCCCAACACUGCUACUUAAAAAAACAGCUUAACUAGAAAUACAACAUGGAACGCCUGAUUUUUGUUAUGCUAUCGCAGUGGUAUCUUGAUCGAUCCCCCCAACACCCUUCUAUUCCUCCGCUGUAGUGGUAGUAGCAUUCUUCUUGCUCUUGGACCUCUUUCGCUUCUUCUUCCUCUCACCAACAUCGCCUACCACAUUAUCCUCCUCGCCAUCUUCCUUCUUGUGCUUCCUCUUCUUAUCACUCGCGGGCUCGAUCACGGCGCCACCAGCGUCUUCAUCGGCAGAGAUCAAGCGCUCGAAGCCAUAUGUAGGACCGUCGCGCUCAUACUCCUUUCCAAAGAUCUCACGACGCCACUGGCGUAGACGAGCCUUCUUACCGAGACGCUUCUUGUCUUUGCGCUUCUUCUCCUGGUCGCGGAAGGUGGCAAGUUUCUUGAGACCAGCAUAGUCGUUGAGGGCAGCGUCGGAGGGAGCGAGGAGAAUAUCGCGCGCGGUCAUGCCAAAAGAUUGAGGGGAGGUCUCGCGGUAGCGGAAAGGAGCAUGAGACGAUUGCUUGAAGAUGGCAUGGUCGGUAAGCUCAAGUUUGGAGUCUACAAGAGCCUCAAGCUUGGCGCGCUCCUGACGAGCUUGCUUCUGGGACUCCUUGCGGGCCUUCUUGUGGUCUGUCUUGCGCUUCUUGGAGGCCCGACCAUCCUCGUCCUCGUCCUCCUCAUCCUCCUGAGCGUCGUCUUCGACAUCACUUAGGCUAAUGUUUGGCUUCUUCUCAUCGUCCUCGAAAUCUGGAAUGAUAUCCUUGAUGUCGAUAUCAUCAUCCCAUUUUGGCUUCUUGGGAUGCUUGGACUUCUUCUUUUCGCCGUCUUGUUCCUCGUCCUCUGAUGCUACAGCAUCAUCUUGUUGAGCAUAGUAAUCGUCACCAAAUCGCUUCCUCAUCUCCUCCUCCCACUUGUCAUCCUCCCAUGCGUCGUCGAGGAACUUGAUCCAGUCCUCAUCGGUGAGAUCCUUGCCCGCAUUGCCAGCUGUGCGCUUGAUCUUACGCAGCUUUUCCUGGGCUUCAUCAAGCUUGAGCUUCUUUAGACGAGCCUUCUCCUCACGCCUCUCCUUCUUCUCGGCCUCCUUGCGCUCACGUUCGAGUUCACGUUGACGCUUGCGACCAGUCUUCUCCUCACGCCUGACUGACUUGGCUGCGGCAACAUCACGAGCAUAUGAUCGAAGGAAUUCGUUGCUCCGCUCUGGGUCCUCGAAUCGCAAGUUGUAAGCCUGUUCGAACUGGUCGGCGCGGUCAUCAUCAUCCUCUCCUUCAUCCGACUCGAACGCUUUCCAGUUCGAACCAUCUGGAGGGACCCAGGCACGCGCGCUCAUGAAAUUUGAUAAGAAAGUCUCAGGGUUCUUAUCGGCGUUGGCAACAUCAACCUCGGUGAUGGCCAUGGCUGCUUUCCGCGAGGGGUGUACACCAUUUGAGUCCGCCUUCUCUGUCUCCUUUCGCUUCAUGAAACCGCCGUCCUCGUCGUCAGAGUCUUCAUUGGCGGCAGCAUGCAUCUCAGCCACGAUUGAAUUCUUGAGAACAUCUUGUUCCUGGUUGUAGGUCAUGGGUACAUCCUCGUCGGCAUCGUCGGCACCAGUGUCACCUCGCAUGUACUUUUCUCGGUGGUAAUCCUUCAAGUAGACUGGCUUUUCCUUCUUUUCCUUCUCGGUUGCUGUGACGGCGGGGUCAUCGGGCUUGUAAAAGGUCACUUCCUUGUCGUAGACCUUGGGGUCCUUGUUUCGAAUGGCUUGGAGAGUGGCAGAGAUCUGGGCGUCGAGGUCUUCAGUAGCAAGAAAGCCAUCUUCAUCUUCCUCCUCGUCUGACGAGGACGACUCGUCGUCGUCGUCGUCGUCGUUGUCUGGCUGCUUUCCUGUAUUCUUGAACUUCUCCUCUAGUCUUUGUCUCUCUUCUCGUUUCUUGUUGUGCUCGAAACGACGGGCAAAGUCCUCGUUCACCUUGAAGCCGGUCGUGGCAAUAGCGGCGCCUCCAUCUUCUGAUUCGGAGUCGCUAUCAUCGAGGAGGGUGCGCUUGGUGUUUUUGGGGUCCUCGGUGGACUUCCCCAUGGUGGAGAUAGUUCUUGGAAGCAAGCAAGGGAUUAAAUAAAGAAGCAAUUGAUCAUGCGUUGAGAGAAUGAGUGUAAGAAAAGACUGCAACAAGCGGCACUAUCUUUAUCAACAAGACCCAAUUAGAGCUUCCAUGCGCUUG
Molecule: messenger RNA, 6718 nt
Organism: Fusarium odoratissimum NRRL 54006
Lineage: Eukaryota; Fungi; Ascomycota; Sordariomycetes; Hypocreales; Nectriaceae
Exons: 2
Coding region: 806-4024 (1072 amino acids)
Biological process (GO): regulation of DNA-templated transcription; DNA-templated transcription
Cellular component (GO): nucleus
Molecular function (GO): DNA binding; DNA-binding transcription factor activity, RNA polymerase II-specific; zinc ion binding
Source: RefSeq, a predicted model, not a curated record